CUGAACCCGGAACAUUGGAAAUGGUGUGAAUUCUCGGUGUGUUGUUGCGGUGAACCCAUGCUGGAUUAAGACAGACGUGAUCUAGUACCCGGUGUGUGAACUCUACAUGGUGUGAACUCAGAGAGACUCAGAGAGCUGGUCUCGUCCUGUAGACUCAGAGAGCUGGUCUCGUCCUGCAGACUCAGAGAGCUGGUCGAUGAUGAUGAUGAUGCUGGAGAGGAGCAAGGUGACGAUGGUAGCAGAUAUCUUCUUCAGCCGGAGACACUGUGAGAGAGAGGAGAUCAUCCACUGUCGCUGCUCCAGAGCCUUCGUACAGGAUCGGGAGCUGUAUCGCUCUGACAACAGAUUGCUCUGCCUUGACCUGGCUGACUCUACAGUGGGAGAAACGGAUGAGGAAGAAGAAGAGGAGGAGGAGGAUGAAGAGGCUCUGUUGAUGGCCAGCAUGGGUCUGCCUCUGGCCUUUUCCAGUUCCUCCAGGCAGAGGAGAGAGAACAGAAAGCCUGCUGCAUGCUGGGUAGAAACAGCAGCUGAGGAGGAGGAGGAGGAAGCUGAACAAGAUCUACAGGUAGAUGACACAGCUGAUCAGAAGGAAGAGAGUGACCCACUGGAGGAAGGAACAAGAGGCACCCAAGAUGCCGGCUGGGAAGCCUACUGGGCUCAACAGGGUGAAGCGCUGCUCUGGAGCAGCUGGCUGCAGCAGCAUCCACAGACAGAUCAUGUGUCUACAGAAGCAGCAGCAGCUCCUUGGGAUGACCCAGACACGAGCGCUGCGUGGGAGAAACAUGCAGCAGAGACAUACUACUCCUACUGGGAGCAGUACUCAUACUGGGCCUCACAGGGCUGGAGCACCGAGCUGACCGGCUGUGAAGGUACAGAGACCUGCUCAGAGGAACAGAGGGAUGAGAGUGCAGCUGAAGUCCAACAGAGACAAGAGGACGAUGAGGAUGUUGAGACUUUGAAUGAUCUGCUUGAACAGAGCUGCUCAUUAAAAGCAGGGGGGAGCACUGUGUCUGACUCCAUGAACAAACUCUCUGAUGAUCCCUCUGACGGCGGGAACGAUCGCAAGAGACCUGCUACCUCCUCACAGACGAACACAGCAGAGCAGAAAGAUUCCCAGCAGGUUUCCUCCCGCUCUGACAGACAGAACGUCUCAGGUAAUAAACCAACACUAGAAGGAGAUGAUGACGAUGAUGAUGUUAACAAACCUCCAGGAGGAGGACAAGCUAAAGUCAAACGCAGUCAUGAGCUGGAUUUGGAGGAAAGCCCACAGCUGACACCAGAAGAAGCGUGGAGUAGACUGGGACUCAAACACAACUCUAACCCUCUGUUCGACACGGUGCUCAGAUUUAAAGGCGGAGGCGAUCAGAAGAGUCAGAGGAAGUGGCUCGACAAGAGAUCCGUCUGCAGCAUCAACAAACACAUCCGCUUCUCAGAGACGGGCGGAGGCAACACAGAGCCCAAGAUCAGCUCCACCCUCUGCAAGGUGAAAAACUUUCUUGGAAAGAACCAGAGAGGAGCACAAUCUGAGCAGAGUGAGAUGGGAGGAGUGAGCACACAGGAACCCUCACAUGUGGGGGGCAAAGUGUUAGAAGAAGAGACGAGGAGGACGCAGGAGACUGAAGGAAGGAUUAAGGAGGCAAGGGAAGGAGAGAGCUCUGAUACACUCACUCAGCCCAGAGCCUCUAUGUGUGCUUCCAGUGGGACUGUGGAGAGUGAAAGGGAGGAGGAGGAGCCUGGGAGACACUUAACAUCUCUAGAAACUCCUGAAUUCCUCCUGCGCGACGCACCUGAAGGCAGCAGUGAGUUAAAUAGGAAAGAUGGAAAGAAGCCAACAAAGAAGAAAAGACAGCGGAGGAGGAAGCAGCAGGUCCCAGCAGAGAUGGCAGCUGAACCAGAGCUAGCCAAAUACUGGGCUCAACGCUACAGGCUCUUCUCUCGCUUCGAUGAAGGGAUCAAGCUGGACCGAGAGGGCUGGUUCUCGGUGACUCCGGAGAGGAUCGCUGAGCACAUCGCCCUCAGGGUGGAGCACAGCUUCCCGGACUCCCAGCUGGUCAUAGACGCCUUCUGUGGGGUCGGAGGGAACGCCAUCCAGUUUGCACUCACUGGAAAGAGAGUCCUGGCUGUCGAUAUCGACCCGGUGAAAUUGGACUUGGCGCGGCACAACGCAACGGUUUACAAAGUCGCUCACCAAAUCGACUUCCUGCAGGGGGACUUCCUUCAGCUGGCCCCCCACCUCCGAGGCGAUGUGGUCUUCCUCUCACCGCCGUGGGGAGGGCCGGACUACCUGACUGCUGAGGUGUUUGACAUCAAGACCAUGAUGGAGCCUGAUGGAUUUGAGAUUUUCCGUCUGGCCAAACUGAUCUCAAACAACAUCGUAUACUUUCUGCCUCGCAAUGCCGACGUAGACCAGAUCGCCUCUCUGGCCGGCCCAGGAGGAAAGGUGGAGGUGGAGCAGAACCUCCUCAACAACAAACUGAAGACUGUGACUGCUUACUUCGGCAGCUUGAUCACUUCAGACGCCGAGUAACUCUGGACGCUCGACUUCAUGUCAACAAGCUUCAAACCUGCGUCAGACCAUGUUUCUUUAUUCACUCCUCGACGUUCUGUUAUUUAGAUUCUGUUAAAUAUGAAUGCAUAUUCUUAUAUUCUUUAAAUGAUUCUGAUGAUCACAUGUUACAGAGUUACUGCAGGUGUUUUUUUGUAUUGAAUCCUCAGACUGAGGCUUUGAGAGUUUUACAAUAUUUCUAUUUUUAUCAAGUUUUAAUUGUUUGUGAGAGCUAAUAAAUGUUUUUCAGAAA
Messenger RNA from Labrus bergylta (ballan wrasse), 2798 nucleotides. RefSeq names its product trimethylguanosine synthase 1 (gene tgs1). The record is from RefSeq and is a predicted model, not a curated record. Gene Ontology annotation, cellular component: nucleus. Gene Ontology annotation, molecular function: RNA cap trimethylguanosine synthase activity. Lineage: Eukaryota; Metazoa; Chordata; Actinopteri; Labriformes; Labridae. Gene Ontology annotation, biological process: 7-methylguanosine RNA capping; 7-methylguanosine cap hypermethylation.